GACGGUUGAGCUUGGGAGAGAAAUCGUCUCCCAAGUCCAUUGUGAACAUAUUCGACGUUACGCGAGAACGAAUCUGGCCGGAACACGUGCCAGAAAAUGCAAGUUAUCGGGUCGUCGCGUUGAGAAAAGUGAGUGUCCGUUCGUCCCGCGAUACACGUGGGCGGCUUCCGGCAAAAGAGAAAAGAAAAAGAUAAAGUAUUCGAGUCGGUCGCGUCGCUUGUUAGAUGGGCGAUUGAUUUUUGGUGUCGCGCGAGAAAACGUACAUCUCGACGUGUACGAAUCUCGCGAUUCGCUAGUAGUUGUGUGACGGCAAGCAUUAAUUAAGAAUCGAUGCUAGAGGGGGAGAGAAAGAGGGGGUGGAAUCUGGUGCGCGAAUGUGUGUAUGCAGCAAGGAGUCGACAGGAGAGAGAAAGAGAGAGAGUGAGGACACGCACGAGGGAGAGAGAGAGAGAGAGAGAGAGGGAGAAAAUGGGAGCGAGGAGGCGCCGUCAACGUUCGCUUUUACAAAAUGACGGAGCGAAAGGGACAGACGCGGGUGCGCGCGCGCUCUCUUUGCCGGUUGCUCUCUCUCCUCGGGCGGUUCUCUCUCGAGAACGCAUUCCGCGACACUUCCGCGAUCUCGUGGCGUUACCCGGGUAGACGCCCCCCCCCUCGCGGUGUCUUGCGUUCACGCGCGCGCGCGCGCGAUAGCGCCGGUCUCUCAAAGUCCCCCGCGCGGGAGCUUUGACAUACGCGGAAACUGUGUGGCGUCAUCUCCACGCAGUUGAGAGAGAAAAAAGUGAUGUUGUGUUGUCUCCCUCUGAUAGGGAUAGAUAUUCAUAGAAGAGAUAAAGAGAGUAGAAUGUCGCGUCGCGAGUGACCGCUUUCGUUGUGACGGGAAAGCGAGGAUCGCGCGUUGUCCGCUCGCGAGUCGAGUCGGCCGAGUCGUCCGUUUCCUCGGCCGAAUGUCGGGUUGUAAGAAUUGGCGCGCUACACCCGCCGUCGCGAGUGUCGCCGGCGCGGCUCGUUACCUCGCUGCCGAGGAGGACUCGCGGUUCGUUCGCGCGUUUCCGGCGCGAGAUCGCGAUCGACCGCCGGUCGCGACGCUCCCGGUUCGCUCCUCCUCGUGGAAGGCCGUUGACGAUCCCUCGCGCGCGCGCGUCAUUGUCUCCGAGUUCCCCGGGAACUCCGUCCGAUUCGCGCGCGGAAACCUAACGCAUGGAUCUCUGGACGUGCGGUGAGUGGCCGAUGGCCAGUCGAUUCUAAGGACGAGUGCUUCUGGUACUUCCUUCUGGUCUUUUGCGGCGCCCGGCGUAUUAUCCUUAUGGUUGCAGCUUUGUCUACGGAGCAUUAACAUUAUUCGUACCUGCACUGCGCUCGAUAUCUGGAUUAAUUAGAUGUUCUUUGCUGUACCUUUGGUCUUCCAUCUUGCAUUUUUACUAUAAGAAAUGUCGUCCCGAGAUUAUGACAGAAGAAGAGGUAAUGGCAGCAGUAGCAACUCGAGCAGAUUGCGAAUGGACACGAGCGUGUCGCAGCCCAGACCACAUGGCGAGAGUUCUAGCAAGCGAAAAGAGAUAGAUAAUGUGAUGCGGAAAGCGCGCGAAUCGCAAUCGAGCUACUGGAACAAGAAGCUGUUGGAGGCGGAAGAACGAGAUCCGAAUAGGUGGCGUCACAGCGGAUACAAGGAGUUAUACGUCGGGGGUACCGGCGGCAGCGGCGAGCCCAGCAGAGGACACCCCAGGAGCCCGAGAAGUCCUCGACCUCGCAGUCCCCACAGUCCGCGACCGCGCAGUCCUCGUGCGAGGAGUCCGCGAUCGCCACGCGAGCGUUCUUCCCGCGAGCACAAUAGAGGCAGACAACCGACCGCUCGUAGCCCCAGCACAGGCAGCACGUGCUCCGACAGAUCGUGUUCCGUUUGUUCGCCGAAAGAACGACGACGCGUCGCGCCGCUGUCCCGUUCGCGUUCGCGAUCGAUCACACCGGUACGAGGUCGAGCGCAUCCUAAGGAAGUGGUUGCUUCCAGUUCGCGAGCUUUACCACCGCGUGCUAGACCGCGAUCGCCGCCGCUACCGCGUCCACGUACACCACCACCGGCACCUCAGCCGCCGCCGCGUCAUCAGAAGGAUUACAAGACUCUCAAGGAGAAAGAAGCCAAGAUUCGCCGCAAAGAAAAACAUCAUAGCAGGUUGCCGGAGGAUCCACGAGUACCAGAUCCCAUCCCAUUGAUGCGUAAAGCAGUCAAAGUGGAAAAAACACACACGAGUCAUGGAGCACCACAAAUGAUGCGACCUCCACCGGAAUCGUCGCCUAGUGACGAUAGCGACAGUUCCUCCACUACAUCCCACGUUGGGCCGCCGAGAAUGACAUUAUCUGAACGAUUUGGUAAAAUGGCACAGUGGAGCGUGGAUCGUAGAGACAUGGAAAACAUGCGCAUCACGAAAGACGGCGAGAACGCGAUGAAGGUCGUUAUAGAGGGUGAGGAGAGGAUUGCGCGUCUAGGAUACGAUUCGCCACCACCCGGUCAUUAUCCCGAGUCGCUUCUGGCGCAAGGACCGAGAGGUUUCGAGGGUUGGGACGAUGUGCGCGUCCGUUACGACUAUUAUAAAGCUAGAGGUUACCUUCGUGACCUCACUCUUGAUGAUUAUAUCAAGUGGGAAGAAUGGUGGUAUAAGUAUCAGGAAUGGCUCGAAGCCGAACGGUUCUAUGAGCAAUGGGCCUCAUCGUCGAAUCGUCCUUCUGGCGGCAGUCGCAAACGACGUGGGCGACGCAAUAACACCGCUCACUAAAAUAUGUAUGACAACAAUUCUACUACGGAUUAUGCUGAGAUAUAUCAUAUCUGUAUACUUAGAGUAUGCAGGAAAAAUGUAUGUAUAAGCGCUCUAUAUGUAUCGUAAUAAAAAGUAUAAAUGUGA
Messenger RNA from Camponotus floridanus (Florida carpenter ant), 2891 nucleotides. Its product is annotated as serine/arginine repetitive matrix protein 1. The transcript is spliced from 5 exons. Bases 1428 to 2765 code for a protein of 445 amino acids. Lineage: Eukaryota; Metazoa; Arthropoda; Insecta; Hymenoptera; Formicidae. The record is from RefSeq and is a predicted model, not a curated record.